GGGAGAGUUCUAUCGCCAAGCCGCUCCCAGCCUAACCUCAGCAACGCACCUACGUAAAGAAACUCGCUCACAGUCUCCAGCCAAUCACAGUCGAGUGGCAGCGAGAGAAGCCAACGAGGUGCUGAGGGAGAUGGGACGCCUGAAAACCGAGAUAAAGAUGCUGCUGACGCAGCCACAAGACUCUCUGAAAACUACCAGGCCUCCACCAGACCAACACGAGUCUCAGCAAAACCAGGACCAGCAGUCCCAGUCCCAACAAAACCAGGACCAGCAGUCCCAGUCCCAACAAAACCAGGACCAGCAGUCCCAGUCCCAACAACCCCACUCUGAUCAAACGAAGUUUCAACGAAACCACUUCCAGUCCCAACAAUCCUGGUUCCAACAAAACCAGUCUCAGUCCAGAAAAGUCCCGUCCCAUCAAAUCCAGCUCCAACAAAAUCAGAGCCAGUUCCAGUCCCAGUCUGUGCUGGGCCACAGAGGGCCUGUAGUACCGUCCAUGUUGGAGAAGGCAGGUGGGGUUCUCCGUCAGGUUCGGAGACAGAGGAAAGUUCUGGAAGAGAACCUGGAGGCUCUGCUGAGAGCCAGGAACGGAGAGGUCCUUCACUGCCAACUGGAGGCACUGGCUGCCAACAGAGACUGGACUCAGGAGGUCCGGAUCAAGAGGACGGUGGACGCCUGGAUCAGUACUUUGUCCAAAGACGUCCAGGCUGAGACGUCCUCAGAGAAGGCUGCCAGGAGCUCCGCCCCCUCAGGUAGGGGUAGGCCAAUGAGUGUGGUCAGACAGACAGGAAGCAAGAUCGCGGGGCGGAGAGGAGGUCAAGGACAGAGAGCUGGACACAGAACGGUGCAGGGGGCGGAGCCUGUCCCAGGUGUGCUGAUAGACAGAGACCAGGUGGAGGGAGAGUCGUACCUGACGCGUCUGUACGGCAGAGCUCCGCACGAAGGUCUGAGACGAACCCUGAAGAAGAGUCCAUACCUUCGCUUCAGCUCACCUGGGUCACCACUCCUCAGGAAGCCCCGCCCCCGCCUGGUGGAGAGCGUCAUAGGUGUGAGGGUAAAGUCUUGUAAGACUCAGACCAGUUUGACUCCUCCCCUCAGUCCAUCACCCGAACGACCAGCUCAUCACCUCAUCUUCAGCUCCUCCCACACAUUAGGUGACCCGGCUGACCUUACGGUGACCCCUGAUGACACUGUUGCCAUGGCGAUCCCUCUGGGUCGUCGCAGGGUGGACUCUUCCUCCAGGUGUGUCACUCAACAUCAUCAGGAAAUGACAUCACCACCCACACCUCCCCCCACAGUCACUGUGGCUGCAGUGGUCGGAGCACCUGAGCGACAAUCACAGAGGGAGGAGCAGCUGAAUGCUGGAGAAGCUCCGCCUCUCCCUCCAUCGCACGCUGUCAUCGAGACAAAGAGCGAGGAAGAGGAGGAUGAGGAGAACACCUUCCCUGGUGCUGACUUCCUGUCUGUGGCUGAUGUCCUCCAGGUUUCCUCUGCUCUCUCCCAGGAGGAGGAGGAGAGUGUGGUGGGUGAGGAGGCUGUGGAGCUGGAAGGGGGUCCGUCUCCUGCCCCGCUCAUGUACCAAGGUCCAGCUUUCCCUCCUGAGGCCUGCUCUGCCCUCCCUGCCCAGGGUCAGGCCUCCACCCUGGACACCGACCAGCACGGAGACGCCCUAGAGGAGCGGCUAGUGGAAUGGGUGGAGCAGCAGCUGAUGUCCAGGAUGAUCUCAGAGAUGUACCGCCCCCCUCCCUCUGACCCCACCCACAACCUUUCCACUGACCUUUUAGAGCUUGAGGAGCAGAGCGUCACCUCGGACAUUGUGGAGGCGGCCGGAGGUGGAGGUCUUCAGCUCUUUGUCGACUCCAACGUGUCGGUGGACUCGGCUCUGAUCAGGCAGCUGGUUAAAGAGGUCCUGACAGAGACUGUGGCGUUGAUGCUGGGAGAGAGGAAUGCACUGGACACGGGAUCAGAACCAGGACUGGAACCAGCGACACCAGGACCAGCAGCACAUCAGGAGGACACACACCAGGUUCCUCUGGUUCCCACACCAGUGCCGACCCCUCCACCCAGCCCGACCAUUACCAUCAACCAGACCACGCCCCCAACCACGCCCCCCCUAUCUGAGCCAACCAGCCUGCUGAUUGAGGAGUGUCCUCAGCCAAUCACAGCUGCUGAGCUCAUGGUUACACCCACACCUACUCCAGACCCCGCCCCAUCAACAGACCCGCCCCCUCUGACCUGGGGAGAUGCCGAGCUGCCAUUGGACGAGGAGCGACCGGAGGAGCACCUGGAUACAAAAGAACACGCGCUGGUGAUGACAGUAGCAGAGGAGGAUCCUCCUCUCUUCUCCCCCUCUGUGUCCUCGCCAUCUCCCCGUGGUCCUGAUGCUGACCCUGGACCAGCGUCUCUCUCCAGCUCUGUGAGCAGCAGCUCUGCAGCAUUGAAAUACAUCUCAGAGGGAGAAGUGCUCAUCGAUGUCCAGCAGCUAACUGCUACGACAGAGGACGGGGGGGCCGUCUGCAGUUUGUCCAGCUCUCUACAGGAGCUACAUGACAUGGACUAUGACCCCCCCAGUGAAGGCCAGGUCAGAGGUCAUGGCCUCCUGCUGACUCUGCUGACCAAGAUGGAGCAGGGAGUCACACCCCAAGGAGAGAGACCACAACCUGAGGGCUCCUGGGGGAGGCAGGACCCAGGUCAGGAGGAGGAGGUGAGCAUGGGAGAGGUGAGAGAGAAUCGCACUACAGAACCUCACAGGACCACAAAUCCCACGGACUACAGUCAGAGUAUGGCAGCCCGGCGGGGUCAGAGCUCUUCACCUGGACAGAUCAGUCAGUGUUCAGCCGAACACGACGAGGAGGAGGGAGGAACCAGGAGGAUGGCUGUUCAUCUGCCCUCAGUCAGAGCGGAGGAGGAGGAGGUGAUGGAGGAGCUCAGUGCAGCAGCUGAUACAGACUCCUCCAACAAUGAUAUUUUCUAGAAACAGAAACUGAACGUUUCUCUGAGUCAAACCUGUUAAAUCAGCACAAAAACCCACAACAAGGCUGUGACCACUGACUCUCUGCUCUGGGACACUGAAACUCAGUCAUUCAAACAUAAAAAUGUGUUUAUGAUCACAAGAGAAUCAAGAGAAUCUGGACCAAGAGGUUUUCAUUUGAACUCAUCCGUUCCUCAGUGAACGCUCUGUUUCAUAUUUCACCUUACAUCCACCAGUGAUCACAUGUUCACUGAGUGAUCGACAGGACGAUCAUCCUGCUUUUAAAGAAACAAAUCCUUUUAGCAAACUUAACGUGACUCGUAAAAACUUUCAGUGUUUCUCAUUGUGAGUUGUCAAGAGAAGGGGCGUGCCCCCGGGGGGCGUGUCAUCUUUUCUUCUCAUCUUCUCUCAUCUGAUCCUUUCUCAUGAUCUUCCAAAAUAAAACUUGUUCAUCUCUGUUUAAAUUUAAAUAAAAAAACUCAUAAAACACAGAAGCUUUGAUAAAAAUAUGAAAGUUUUGGUUUUCAAACGAUUUUAUUAAAUAGUUCAAAUAGUUUUGUCACAAUAUUGAAAUAAUUUCCUUUAAAUGUUUCACAGUUUUAUAUCAAACAGAUGAGGAGUCUGACGGGAGGAGGCGUUAGGACCCGGGGGGCGGGUCCGUGGGACGGAGCAUUAAUAUUUUUACACACUCGGGACAGGAAGUGGUCUGAAUGUUGCCUUCAAAAUAAGAGCAUUUGUCAGAAUCACGUGAACUAAAGAUUUGUUCAGUUCAGUUUCUGAAAAUAAAGUUUGUGUCGCAGAUUUUGUAACCUGUCUUCACCUGACAGGAUGUUUGCAUUAGAUGGAUUGAAUUAACUGUUGAA
This is a messenger RNA of Paralichthys olivaceus (Japanese flounder), 3834 nucleotides long. The record is from RefSeq and is a predicted model, not a curated record. NCBI's taxonomy places the organism in Eukaryota, Metazoa, Chordata, Actinopteri, Pleuronectiformes, Paralichthyidae.